CUAACCCUCUAUAAACUUAGACUCCUCUUCUUUACAUUUUUAGCCAUUCAUCUAUGGCUAAAAAUUCCUAUGAUCUCAAGAAAACUACUAUAAUUCGUCAAGCAAAUUUCUAUGAUCUUCAUACAAUUACUACCCGUUAUUAACUGAAUUUCUAUGUUCACAAAAAUUCCUAUAAUCUAUCAACAUAUUUUUGCAACUACUACUUUCCACACGUUACAUUACACUGUACCAUCAAUCUUUCAGGGGAAUAAAAUUUAGCUCGAUUAAAAAGCAAAUAGGGGAUGAAAGGCGGCAACACAUGGUAAAUUUCGAUCGACCAUGAGGGUCAACGAUUGGUCGAUCAAGUUCAGCAGCCAGUUAACCGACGGUUAGCCUGCUGUCCUGCGUCCGACUAACGACUUAAUGACGGGAAUUCGCCACUUACGGGGCUCCUCCUUUUCUCCUCUUUCGUCGUCCAUCGUCUUUCUCCUCUGCAUCUUCGUCGGCGAAUAGCGUCGGCGAAUAGCAUCGGCGUAAAACGAGCCAGCCAACGGUCAAGUAACAAUGUCGAAAAUUGGACGAGUCUCAACAGGGAUCUCUAUUAACCUCCGGAGUACCAUGCAUCGUGCAAUUACGUUGGAAGGAAUAAAUUCAACUCGACAAAUUGUGUGGCGUGUUGGUCAAUCUCUUUGCAUUAAACAGGUCCGGGAUUUCUUCUUAUGUCGGGAAUAAACGCGAUAUCAUCGCAUAAAAUAUGCUCAUAAAUCGAUUACCAUCGUAAUCUCGGUGUAAGCUAUUGAUAAAGAUCGAUGAUUCAUUUCCGUAAAUCAUAUGUAAAAUCUUCUUCAUAAGGAAGUAUUACGAUGCUUGCAGAAAAUUAAGUAAACGUUAAAUAUUAUUAGGAAGCCAUUAAACGUUUAAGAAUUAUUAUCACGUUUAAGACCUUAGAUUAAGAUAUUAUAUAGAUUAUAGAAUCGUAUCAAUUUUAUGAUAAUGAAAUUAAAUUCUUCCUUGUUUACAUCCAUUACGUUCCUCGAUUAUUGAUUUAAUCGAUUCUGAUAUUUGGAUUACUUUUUUAUUUUAUUUUUUGUUUUUUGAUUCCAGAUUUUAUCUCAGAUUAUAUAUAUAUAUAAACGAACGUAAUUCUUAACUCAUCGCGUUCUCUUGUAAAUCAAUCAAAUAGUUUUUUGAAAUUUUUAAGGUGUUACGCCGCAUGAAAGUAAAACUCCGUUCGAUUAAUCGUUUCAUUGAUAAUUCGGAUUAAUCUUUCAAACCUUUUAUAAAAUCAAUAUGUAUCUUACUACUUGUGAACGAAGAUGUACACGAUCGUUCCCAUGGACUUGCGCAUAAAUCCAAAACAGAUCGUCGACAAUAAAAUAUGCACAAGUAGGUUAGAUUGCAGUUAACAGCAGAUUAUUUGAUGGGCGUGAAAUAAGAUCUCGUUCAAUUCAGACAAGACUUCAUUGAAUUUGCGCGAGACUAUCUUAGACCGUAACAAGAUUCCAUUGAAACUGAAUGGAGCUCUAUUAAAUAAUAUUGAAUAAUAUUAGAUUGACGUUGGAUUCAAGAAAAAUAUCAUUCAUCAGGGAGAUCAGCAUCGAUUGUAUAUCAAAUUGAAUUUUACGUAUUCGAUCCAUCGGCCAAAUAACCUUUGCGGCAGUUUCGAUAAAGAUCGAUGAGUUCCUCCCAUGGAUCAAGGAAUCCUCGUUGCUGGGACGAUUCUAUGGGUGCUUCCCUUCUCGGAAUAAUAGCCGAUGGCCCCUCGAUUGUGCCUCAUAAUACUAGGAAAUUACAUUACGACCAGAAGCUACCGUCUCGCGAAUAAUUGUUAUGCACCAGCGACGCAACAGUGGCGUAGCAUUCGCCUCGAGCGAAUUCCACUGGACGUUCAAUACUCGUCGGUUCUUCGUCGCUUUGUAACGAAUGUUCUCUUUGAGCUCUUUAUUCGUUUCCAAUUAAAGGACUUCAAAGAAACGUUAAAAUCAUUAAAUCUUUCACGAUCGAUAGCCCUAUCGACAAGGCCCUAUUCGAAUAUCUUUUUCGCAUUCCUAUUGCUCCCACUCGAGACAGGAAUUGGCUCAGCAGACGAAAAUUCCUCUUUAUCUUGAAUUCAUUAACCUUUAAGAGAUUAAUUAUCAUUCGUGACUCUGAAUCGGGCCACGAAUCGACGCCAAUCGGACUGGUUCUUUCGCAAGGGUGACCAACGUUAUUGACUUUACAUGAUUAAACAGUCAUUAAAUCAUAAGUUUCGUUUUUCAGAACUCCAGACACAUGAUUUAUAUUAUGGCGAGAGAAUAGUCCCAUUAUAAUCUCCUACAAUUUAUAAACCACCUUCUUCAUAAUCUUCCUUCUCUCUCUUUCUCUCUCCAUCAUAUUUUUCCUCGUCCAUUGGCACGCUUAGCCGGCUGGCUGAAUAUUACCUGAAUUUACCACCGUUUUUCGAACGUUCGUUAAAGUGGCGAGGCUUUGCGUGCAUUUGACAGGAAAUAUGCUGAGCCAAGCUUUACGUAAUGGACCGCUUCAUCCUCGCCUCUUUUCUGCUCGUUCGAACGAACACACUCGACCACAAAACACGCAGGUGACGACUUCUCCAAGGGAUCCUCUCUCUGAGAAUUCGCGCGCGCCUUUUCUUCGUGCUAUCAGCUCACGGUUGGGACCAUCGGCCGCCAGUGUGUUACGUUCACAGCCUGUUCCCUCGUCGCCGCAGAAACGAUUCAGGAAGAAGCACGAUACUCGGGCAAACAAGCUCGCGAUAUCGAAUUUCUCGUCCAUCGCGAGUUGAUGGUAUCACACGAGUGGAUCCUAUAGAAUGGACGAGCAGAGCAAGGAUAAUGAUACAUCGACGCUUCAAUGGCCGGAUUAUCUUGUCAUCGGUCUAAUGCUGUCGAUCUCAACCGGCAUUGGGAUCUACUACCGAUUCACCGGAGGCAGGCAACGCACGGCCGAGGAGUACUUCUCAGCCAAUCGAACGAUGGGCGUCGUUCCUUUAUCGAUCGCACUGAUGGUGUCUUUCAUGUCAGCGAUCACGGUGUUAGGAAUCAGCGCAGAAACUUACAUUCACGGCACGCAAGUCACGCUGUUGUACCUGGGUGGUUUCUUUGGUACACCAAUCGUCUUGUAUCUCUAUCUUCCCGUUUUCACGGAAUUGAACACCAUGAGUGUCUAUGAGUAUCUAGAGAAACGAUUUGGAGUAGGAGCACGACUACUAGCCAGCACUGCUAAUUUCCUGCAGCUACUUUUGUACACUGGAAUAGUAUUAUUCGCGCCUUCGUUGGCACUAGAAGCGACCACUGGUCUGUCAGGGAACAUGAGCAUCGUGCUGAUCGGCCUGAUUUGCACCUUCUACUCGACCGUAGGUGGCAUCAAGGCUGUCCUCAUCACCGACGUCUUUCAAGCAGUACUGAUAUUCACCGCACUUUUGUGCGUCCUGAGUAUCGCCGCUAGCGACCUUGACGGAGGCUUAUCCAAUGUGUGGAGCAUCGCUCAAGAGGAUGGUCGAAUAGAAUUCUUCGAUUUCAGGAUUGAUCCAACUAUAAGGCAUACAUGGUGGGCAUUACUGAUUGGUGGGACUACCAUGUUUCUGUCUUUAUACGCGGUUAAUCAGAUCCAAGUUCAGCGCUUACUCACUGCCAAGAGUCUCAAAUCUUCGCAACGCGCGCUCAUUCUCAGCGGCCCACUCACUUUACUCUUAGGUUCUUUGACAGCGUUCUGCGGUCUAAUCCUCUACGCUGUGUACAGAAACUGCGACCCAGUUACAUCCGGUAAAAUCUCAAGCUUCGACAAGAUAAUGCCAUAUUUCGCAGCUGAAAGAAUGUCACGAGUGCCAGGUGUCACUGGGCUCUUCAUUUCCGGUGUAUUCAGCGCGAGUCUCAGCACCAUAUCCGCUAUGUUGAAUUCUCUAGCUGCUGUAGCUUUGGAAGACUAUGUAAAGCCCACGUGUCGUAAAUUUAGUAUAGAAUUUCCAACAGAAAAGGCCACGUUAAUUGGAAAAUUUCUUGCUGUGGCGAAUGGUUUCACGUGUUUAGCCGUGGCUUUUAUUGCCAAAUCGAUGGGACCGCUGGUCGAAGCUGCCAUAGGGAUUUCUGGAGCGAUUGGAGGACCCAUUUUGGGGAUUUUCACACUAGGCAUGGUCGUGGAAAAGGCAAAUCAGGCUGGAGCCAUCGUUGGCACUAGCACAGCCUUGAUCACGUGCAUUUGGGCAGUAUUUGGUACACCGAAACCACCAACACCCAAUCUUCCGCUAUCUGUGGAAGGCUGCGACAAUUCCACCUUACUCCUCUAUCAUCAAAACACAACUUUAUUCGAAGACCCCGCGGACCAUUCGUCGUACUUUUAUUUGUAUCGUAUAUCGUACAUGUGGUAUAAUCCACUUGGACUGGCAAUCACGUUGAUCGUGGGCUACGUAACCAGCCUGAUCACGAAUAAGAUAUUUUACAAGAACGCUCGCGAACCAGAGCCUAACUUGUUCUUCCCCUUCCUGGCAGCGCGAAUUAGGAGACGAAGGGAGGACGCGCAGAAGACUACGAACAGCCAGGUCUUCGUAUUGGAGAACAGAAAAUGAAAUAAAGAAUAUAAGAAUAGUAGCGAGCGUAUUGAGAAUUAAGCUCCGAUGAGAUAAUGGAUAUCUCAGAGCAAGUGGAACUGCACUGCCCAUUAUAAGUUCGAAAUUAUCUGUCAAAAGAACUUUCCAAAAAUGGAGGCAAAAAUUCUAUAUACUAUUUCGUUGAUGUAAUGUACAAUUUGUAUAAAUUCACCACGGUAGCAAUCCUAUGGACAUUAAGAACAUCGCGAGGAAGUGAAAUUCAACGCUUCCGAGCUCGUAUGACAGAAACACGAAUCCCGUAGAUAAGAAGAUUUGCUUCAAGAACGAGCGAAACAAUUUAUCGAUUUAAAAACUUGCAUUUCACUUACGAAUAUCGUAUUUGCUUCGUGUUACGAGCAACUUCCUAAGAAGGAAAGUAAUCGAGCCAGCUUCUGCAAGUAAUACUCAUUAAUAAAAUAAGCUCAGGUUGAGAUCCAGUGUCACUGUUCCUUGUACUUAUUAACUGUUCUGAUGAUUUCAUUAGCCAUAACUCAUCGUCAGUGCCUCGUCGUAGAGCAAAUUAAUAAAAUCUCCAAUUUGCACCAUGUUUCGAUUGCAGCGCGUUAAAUUUGCCAGCGCCGUCGGCCGUCGUCUUUUCCUCGCUUUGUUCAUUUGCAACUUAACGAGAGACGAUUGGGCUGGAAAAGGAUGUGAGCUAUCCACGAAUGAAGCUAUCCAGGCAUCUGGGUCACAGGGAUGACCGGAUUAGAGACACUAUAAUUCUCGUUGUAUCGUUUUAGCCAAACACCGAGAAAAAUGACCGCGUAACUUAACUUAUCUCGUAAUGGUCAACGAGCAAUUCACUGUGGAGUAUGGGUCGCGAGCGACCCGCUAACACGUUUAAUUAAACUUCAUUCUGUACGGCACGUUAUCACACUACCGCUCUGUAAUAGCGAAAGACACGCAAUAAAAGAUAAUUGAUUCUUUCAACGAAAGCGACCGGCCGUUUCAUUAAAUUUCACACCGAAAACGAUCAUCACGCCACGGUACGUCCUUUCUCGCCCUCUCUUUGUUCUCUCGUUCUCUCUCUCUUGCUCUCUCUCACUUGUGAAUAUCGAGUGAGACAGAUAACACUGGUUCCCCCUGUCGCGUUGUUUGCGGAAGCGGAAUCGUCGUAAUUUAUCGUCUAAUUGUCUCCGUGGUACGAUGGUUGGGAAAGGCUUUAUAAUUCGUUUAAUUGCAGUUCGUUCGGCUCGGUCCGGCCAACUGAAUUUUCAUCGCGUAAAUUAGAGACGAGCUGCACACAGGAGGAAAAAAUCUGUCAAGGGAUAGGGAUAGGGGAGACACGUGAAAUAUCACGCCCGAAAAUGCUCGUUCAAUGUCGAAUUACGUCUACGUUCGAAUGUGUUGAGCGUCACGCGUGUGUCAGAGAAUUAAAAGCUCGAAUUAAAAGAGCGACGCUUUUGUAAGUGUUGACGGAAAUUCACUGGACACACACGGUAUGGCGAUAUUUUUUGGAAUAAAAAUAACAGCCGCGCCCCUUUCACGAACAGUCGAUUAAUUUCCUGUCGACGUACCGGUGUUUCGUACGCGUCAUCGAUCAGUGAAAUUUUCGUGGGACACGUGCGUCGAUUCGCGCACGUUCGACCACAUAAAUUUCACUCGUACUACCAAGAAGAAUCCGUGUGGGUCUGAGGUAGCUGUUCGUUGAUACAGGCGCGCCCAUCGUGCGAAAACGAAUGACCCUUUAAAAAAGGAAAAAGGUGAGACACGCGUGAGAACGUUGCUGCUCGAUGUAAUACUCGACAUAGCGGUUUAAACAGACCCCUAUCUCUUGUAAACGUGAUUAAGGGUUACUUCUCUGCCGAUAAUGAGAGAAAAUUGUUAUUUUAGUAUUACGACAUAAGGCUUGCUGUUUGAUAAUGAAGACACAUUAUAAAACUUCCAAUUACGUUCUAGUCCUUGCUUUCUCACCCUUGGCAAAUGGAUACUUAGUUAUCGCUGUUACGAGUGUUGAAUAUUUUACUUUAUAUCUACGUGAAAGUGAAGAAUCAAGGAAAAAGAAUCUUUAUUUCCGAUUUAUUUAAGAAAUUAAAUUUUUUAUACAGUUCGAUACGACAAUAAACGUGAAAUAUCAACCUACAUAUAUGUCACAUGAUCCAAUUUCUACUGUCUACGGGUUAAGUAUGUUUUUAUAACUGAAUACUUUCGACUCUGAUUUAAUUAUCGAACGUUGAAGAGAUUCAUAUCCUCGUCCACUUUUACUGAAUUCUUCAUUGCAAUUUCCUACUUGACUGCAUUAUUGAACGUUGAAAUCCGAGAGCAGCGUGCUUUCAAUCACUAGUAUUUAAUUUCAAACUUGACAGAGAAGAAAUAAGAAUAAAACGUGAGCUUUCCUCCGAGUUUCUACUUCAACAUCGCGAAGAACAAAGCGUUCCUUUCCAAAUACUACAAAAGUCAUAGAACAUUGGAAAGUAUCUGAGAAUAUUCACGGAUAUUUCUAAGAUCACCGUGGAACAAAUAACGAUGAUUAUCUUGUAGAAACCCAUUUGCAUUUAACCGGUAGUAACGAAUGGUUUACAAGCAGCUCAUCGUCGAAAUCUCGCAAUGUCCGUAUCGUAAAACUGCUCGUUUGCGUAUUGAAACGUCAUUUCUAUAAAAUUUAAUUGCAUACCGCAACAACAAGCUCGAGGAGGAACCAAGAGUCGCAAUGUUUUCUCAUAAGAAAACAACUUUCAUCGCCAUGUUUUCUCAUAGAAAAACAACGUUGAUCGCGUUCACCACACGAUCGCGAUGAGUCGAGUUGUAUACGCUUCCUGGACGUUGUAAAUCGACCUCUCACGAACAGAUUCAAUGCUUUAGAAGUUACAACGAGCGGCAUGAACCUAGGAAAGUACUCUAAUUGUUUGUGGAGCGUCCUUUCUCCUCGUGGAAAAUUGACUGGCUUUUAGAGGCGAACGUAAAGCGUUCUUCCGGUACGGAUAUCCGCACAAUCAGGGGUCCACCUUCUCCCGUCGAUUAUGAGCUGAGUGCAUAGGAGAGAUCGUUGGUCGUCGUAAACAGUGCGCUGACCAGAUAAACUUUUAUUUUCUAAUAUUCUUUGCAUGUAUUCAAAAAAUUUCUUCGCGCUUGUGACAAUGUUUUACCAUAUUUCUAUAAAUCCACGAAAAUGAACUUUUUAAUUUGGGUUCUAAUUCAUUAUCAAACAACGAAUUACUUUCGAUUUGUGGAAUCUUUCGUUCUACUUCUAUGUUAUCCGUUAGGAACAAAAUUUGAGUCCGACUAUAUCAGCCAAUUUCUGUAAACUUUUGUAAUAAUUUUCAACUAUAUUUCCUAUAAUCAAUGGAAUUGGAUUUCUUAACGUAAGUCCAGGUCUGUUGAACAACGAACGAAGCUAUUCGAUUGCUCGCAAGAUCCUUUAAUUCUUCUUGGACUAGUAUGUAUUUCUUUUUAGAAAAAGAUUCGGAGCGCAACGAGUCGGAAGUAACUUUCGAAAGUCGAUUAGAAACCGUGGAGAAGAGUAGCUGCGAGCGAUCGGACGAUGUCAAGCAGAAGCAGCGCGCCAGUGUUCGUUGCGUGACCACAGUUGUAAACGGAACAAUGCUUCGAUCGAGGUCGAUACAUCGAACACCUCGUGCUGUAACAACCAUGCCGACAAAGUACGAACGAAUGCAGCCGACGAAUAAGCGCGGGAGGGCAAUAAGAUCGCGGCAGAUGUAAGUAUCAGCUGCACAGCCAGGGGCGGAUCGUUGGCCACCAUUCGAGACUUCUUCGCCUUUCACGAAACACUCUACCCAAUCCAUCACGAAGCCAUCCGAAA
This is a messenger RNA of Bombus huntii, 8321 nucleotides long. RefSeq names its product putative sodium-dependent multivitamin transporter. Gene Ontology annotation, cellular component: membrane. The transcript is spliced from 7 exons. Gene Ontology annotation, biological process: transmembrane transport; sodium ion transport. Gene Ontology annotation, molecular function: symporter activity. The record is from RefSeq and is a predicted model, not a curated record. The coding region runs from base 2789 to 4540 and encodes 583 amino acids. NCBI's taxonomy places the organism in Eukaryota, Metazoa, Arthropoda, Insecta, Hymenoptera, Apidae.